Messenger RNA from Biomphalaria glabrata, 1503 nucleotides. RefSeq names its product DNA replication complex GINS protein SLD5-like. The transcript is spliced from 9 exons. Gene Ontology annotation, biological process: double-strand break repair via break-induced replication; DNA-templated DNA replication. Bases 437 to 1114 code for a protein of 225 amino acids. Lineage: Eukaryota; Metazoa; Mollusca; Gastropoda; Planorbidae. Gene Ontology annotation, cellular component: GINS complex. The record is from RefSeq and is a predicted model, not a curated record.
GGGUUAGCACUUAAAGGCGAAAAGAUAAUUAUAAAAACGAUGGGGGAAACUUAUAGCUGGUUACUAAACAAACAACAAAACAUUUGAGUUGAAUAAAUGAAUAGAGUGUACAUGAACAUUUUAAGCACUGUUUUAUAUAGACUUGAAGAUUUGGUUCAGUAUUUCAUUGACUGGUCAUGAACAGCAAGUACAAGCUCCAAGAAUGUUUUUGAAAUAUAUAAUACAAAUGUACAAAAAAUACUAGAUUAGAUUUAGAUUCUAGAUAAUGAUUGUGCAAAGCUCACUGGAAAGAAAGAAAUAAUUGAGGAACAAUACGCCACAAUCAGCUUCAUUUAGUAGGAAUGGAUUUUCUUUUUAUUAUAUAACUUGUUUUGUUGUGAUUCACCUUGGAAUACAAAAGAUCUCCAGAAAAAGACAUUAGUGAGGUACCUUCAAUAUGUCCACAGAAGAUGUUGGAGAUGAUCUACUUGAGACAGUUGAUGAUGAGGAAGAAGAAGAAGCCAUGACAGCCCCUGAAGUCUUACACAAAUUAGAAGAAGCUUGGCUAAAUGAAAAGUUUUCACCAGAUCUUUUGCCUGUGAAAUCCAAUCUUGUGGAAUGUAUGCUAGAUCAAAUUGUAGCUAUGGAAAACAAUAUAUCUACGCUAAAGAAAGGUGAUUUCAGAAUAAGUGUUCAUCGGAUGGAGAUAGAUCGUAUAAGAUAUGUCAUCAGCAGUUACUUGCGGCAUCGACUAGCCAAGAUUGAAAGUUUGACAACACAUGUAUUGCAAGAAGAAGAAAAAAGAAGAGAUUCUGAAAAUGUGCUUAUGUCACCAGCUGAACUGGAGUUUGCUAAGGGAUAUUGUAACAGUGUAAUGACUCAUUUAACAAAUACUGCAUUGGAUCAUAUGCCAUUGAAAGCUGCAACUCCAAAUGCUAAAGAAAUAGCUGUACUUCCCAAUCUGGACAGUUACGUCUUCCUGAAGGUCAACGAGAACACCGAGAAUGUUCUGGUAGAGGAGGAGACUGUGGAUGCCAGAGAAGAAAUAAUGGACUUUGAGAAGGGAGAUCAACACAUUAUGAGAUAUAAACCGAUUGCUUCCCUUGUUGAGUCUGGCGGAGUUUCUUUGAUUUGAUCCACUUUGCCACAUUCACAUGCCUCCACUGUUCAUUGUAUUAAGUCGGCCUAGCUGCGGUAAAAUCAAUGCCCUUCACUACACCUUCUAUAAGAAUCAGCCAUUUUACCAGAAAGAAAGAGUGUAUUCCUGAAAUAUAUUCAAUGAAUGUUUUGUUGAGAGCUAUUAAUUAGUUUAUAAGUAGAAGUUGCAUUUAAAAUUGAGAUAUCAUUAUGACUAUGGAAUGUAAAUAUCUACACUGAAAUUUACUUUUCGAUGAUUUGUUUGUGUCUAGGUCUACAUUAUUGUUUAUCAGUUGUCAUUACACGUGUAGAAUAAUUGUUUUAAAUAGUAUGUAUGUUCUUAAUACACUUUAGAAUUAUAGACACAUAAUAAAUAAAUAUUUUGUA